Messenger RNA from Chironomus riparius, 2425 nucleotides. Lineage: Eukaryota; Metazoa; Arthropoda; Insecta; Diptera; Chironomidae. The record is from the annotation of a GenBank genome assembly.
UUUGUCAAUAGUUUGCGGCGAGAUCAGCUGUAGUUUACGAUUAUUUUUUCAAAGUUAAAAAGCAUUUUUAUAUAAAACAAGGUUUAGUUGAUUUCAUAUUUAAUAUUGAAAGAGUUGUAAAGUCAUGGAGACAAUUGAAUUGAAGAAAAGGUUUGAGAUUCAUUUAGAAAAUGCCUUUGAUUAUAAAGAAGCAUUGGAAAGACAAAAACUUGAUCAUAAUGAUGUGAUAAAGUUGAGACAAAGAAUAGCAGAUAAAUCAAAAGUUCCUAAAUUUAUACACGAUAAGCAUCUCAUAUUAUUCUUAAAUGGAUGCAAAGGGAAUUUUGACGAGGCUGAAAAGCAUAUCGAGAAUUAUUUUGAAAUUAAAAUCACCUCACCUGAGCUCUUUUGGGAUAGAAAUCCAGAAUCAAGUGCUUUACAAUUUUCAUUCAAAGUGCAGCAAAUGUCUCCAUUGCCAAUAACUCCAAAUAAUUGUUAUGCUUUUGUACAUCGAGUUGCUGAUCUAAAUCCACAGAAUUAUUAUUACGAUGAUGUUUUUAAGAUGUUUAUGAUGAUGGCAGAGCACGCAAUAUUUACGAAUGGACCUAGAGAAGGUUCAAUCUUCAUAUCAGACUGGACUGGAAUUAGAUUUGGUCAUCUGUUUCGUGCAAGCAUAAGUUCGAUAAGGAAAAGUUUUGAUUUUAUUUUAAAUGCAAGUCCUGUCAAAAUGAAAGCAAUUCACAUACUGAAUUCUUCUUAUUUGGUUCAAAUUCUGCACACUAUAUGUAAACCAUUCAUGAGCCAAGAAUUCAUCGAUAUCGUUCAUGUUCAUCCAUCAAAUCUCAAUUUUGAAGAAUUUUUUGAGAAACAUAUUCCAAGACAUUGCAUGCCGGCUGAUUAUGGUGGAGAACUACCGCUUAUAGAAGUCUUGCAUGCCAGAAACAUUGAAAAUCUUCCUACAGAACCUUUCUUUGGCUUCAACAUAGUUUAUCCAACAUUUGCCAGAGUGUCAUCAGAAUGUAUAAAAGCGUCAUCAAGUUUAGUUGGCUUGACUCCAAAGCUAGAGCAAAUUUUAAAAAUAUCAACAAGAUUUAAUAGCAAGGAAUACAAUUCAUUAACUCAAAGUGUUAUGGACCUUAGAUUUUUCUUCAAUGGCUUAUACAUAUUUCUGCAGCAAUAUUCAGACUUCAUUAAUGAACCACCAAUAUCAAAUCCGUUGAAAGUUAUAACAUUACUUCAAUAUAGUGCACAACUUAUGGAAUCAGCAACAACACAAAUUGCUGUGGCAUCAAAAAAUUUUGGAAUGAUUUUUGGAAGCAAUUUAGAAAAUGUUAUGGAUAUAUUAAUAUCGAAAUAUUCAGAACAGUUGAAAAAUAUCAGAAUUGCGUUGGAGAUCCUUUAUUCAAAUUUUGAUUCAAUAUUAGACUCUGGUUCUGAUAUAUCAGUUGAAAUUCUAGAUGGAGAAAUUGAUGAUCAAGCUACAGCAGAUACAUUAGUUGCAUUCCAAGAAAUAUCGAUUGCAAGCAAGCAAACGACUUCUGUGAUUUUAGGUGUUCUGUCUAUUCUUCAAACUCUUGAAUCAGUUACAGCAAAAAUUAUGGAAUCAGGAAAUACGGAACAAUCAACAGUUUCAUUGCUUAAAUAUUCAUUAAAUCUUGAAAUAAAAUCAGCAAAACUUCAGUUCAAUGACCACAUUCGACAGAAUAUUGAUAAAAUUAUUCAAUCAUAUGGAAACUAUUCACAAGCAUCACAUGCAGUUUUUUCAAACACAACAUCUCAAGACUUUUUGAACAACCUCCAAGGUCAGCAAAAAAUACUUGAUGAUUUUGGAUCGCAGACUAGUGACAUGCUUUGGCAAUUUCAAAUAGAAUUUUCUAAACGACUACAAAGCUAUUAUGAUGGACUUUACAAUACUACUGAAGAUAGUAAGGAAUUCAUGUUAGCUGUCACAGAUGAACUAAAAUUAUUCCUUAGUCAUCUAAUCAUUGAAAAUGGUGGAACUAAUUUUAAAAACUGUUUUGAUCAGCCCAGUGAGUUACAACAGCAAGCAGUCUCUUUAAUCGCUAAAACUGAAGCAGACUUUACAAAAUGUGUCAAUGAUGAAAGAACUUUAUCAUUACAAAUUGAAAGCUUAAUGACAUUCAUUGUUGAAGACGUUACACUGAAUAUUCAGGGAGCAUUUGAUAGAUUAUGCAAAUGUUCUGUUACCGGAGGAAGUAAAAUUUUGGGAGUCACAAAAGAGUGCAUAAAUGAGAUAACCACAAACUUAUCAUCAACAUCAAUCAAAGAAGAUGACGAAUACCUAAAUAAUGAAUUAGAUGAAGCAACAGAAAUUUUGAAUAAAAGUAAAGAUCGGUUUGCAGCUUGUAUUGACAAUUUAAAGGAUACUCAUGAAAAAUCAUUUGUGGAUUUCCAACAUGCUAGUUUGACAUGCAUGGUUAGCUAA